AUGUACCUCCCACGAAACCUCAUCUCACAUCUCUACAACCACCUCCUCCGAACACACCAUCAGCACUCCCCACCAGUCCUGAUCCUCGUGGCACUCGAACCAGACGCUCUAUGCGCCUGCCGCAUCCUUACCGCUCUCCUAAAACGCGACUACAUACAGCACAAGAUUCAGCCCAUAUCCGGUUAUGGCGACCUCACGCGUGCGGGCGAGGAACUCAUACAACCUAUGCGAACGACAGACGGCGGAAGCGGAGGGGUGGUUGUAUGCCUAGGCGUCGGAGGCCUUGUGGACCUCGAGGCUAUGCUCGGACUCGAAAUUGACGAAAAUGGCGAGGGCGGAAUGGGUGGUGUUGAUAUAUGGAUCGUGGACGCGCGAAGGCCGUGGAAUCUGGCCAACGUGUUUGGAGAACAAAGUCUACCCCAGGCAGACCCUACGCAGUCUGAUCUCGUUGCACGAAAGACCUCUGGUGUAGAAAGAGGCAAGAUUUCGCAAGCGUAUAGGCCUGGAAAGGGCGGUAUCAUCGUCUUUGACGACGGUGAUGUUGAGGAAGAGUUGGGUGGAGAAAGAGAGGCAUGGUGGGCGCUUGCACAGAUGCCGGAGGUUGACGAAGAUGAUGGCGAGUCUGAUGGCUCCGACUCUGAGCAGGAUGACGGCCAGGAAGACGAAGACGCGCCAACAUCUGGACAGCCGACCAAGAAGCGUAAAUCACCGUCAGAUCCAGACGAUGAGACCCAGAGUGAGGAUGAGAAUGAGAGACCGAGGCAAAGAUGGAGAGGCAAUUCGUCCACUCCCAUAUCAUCACCAUCUCGACCGCCACGUCGCGGACUUUUGUCAACCUCACUCGAUCCAUUACAUUCUUCCGACCUCUCUCGAUCCGGAUCACCCGCCAGUCGCUCCGCUUCUCCCUCAUUGCCCACUACUGCAAAGCAACCAUCUGCACGCAAUCUCCGCCGCCGGCUUCUUCGUCUUCGCCGGAAACAUGACGCUGUUCUCCAGUCUUACUACGAGCUCGGCCACUCCUACUCCGAGCCCAUCUCCUCACUCAUGUACUCGCUCGCAUCCGAGCUCGGUCGAGAAGAUAAUGAUCUCCUCUGGCACGCCAUCGUCGGGGUAGGCAGCCUCGAGCUCUACGGCCGCACAAUGCGAGGCGUCGGCCUCAGCCCUCUAUCAGCAGCUGGCGGCUCCUCCGGCUGGAAUGGUGACCGCGGCGAGCGAAUACGCGCCAUUCUUCGCGACGAAGUCCGGCGUCUCAAUCCCACCGAUCUUAAGGAUAUUGCGCGCGAAGCCAUGCAGGGUGAAGCAGGCGGUGUGAUACCCACGCAUGCACGCUCGCCCACUGACAUGUCCAUCCGCCUCUCUCCCGAACCUCGCUUUUUACUCGUCCGCCACUGGAGUUUGUAUGACAGCAUGCUGCACUCACCCUACCUAUCCGCGAAACUGCACAUCUGGAGCGACAACGGCCGCCGCCGCCUGCACAAACUCCUCGCCAAGAUGGGCGUGAGCCUCAGCCAGUGCAAACAGAGCUACACACAUAUGGACAUGGAUCUCAAGCGUGGGCUACGUGAGAGACUUCUCAAAUUCGCUCCGGUUUAUGGCCUCGAUGGCCUGGUACCGCCGCCAGCAACUCGCAGCGGCGGGAAGGAGGGCUGGGGCUUCGUGCGUUGCUGGGGCUGGAAAGCGUGUCUCUCUGCGCUGGAUGUUGGCGUCGUCCUCGGCGCUAUCCUCGAAGUCGGCAGCAAGCACGACACAAAGACAAACGCCGUUGUCGACCGCCGCACCGGAACCAUCACACCAGCCGGCAGCGACGGGCCCGAAGAAGAAGAGUCAGGCCACGAGGAGAUGGUGCAGCGGUUUUGGACGGCGUACGACGCGCUGGCUUCGAUCGACCGGCUUACGGCGCAUAUACCCACCGCGCAGAGUUUGCAUCGCGCGAUCCUAAGGACGGGGACCAGUCUUAUUGAGAAGAAGCAGAUUCGACAUCUGCGCGCGUUCCGCAUCGCGGUUGUUAAGGAGGGCCCGGAUGUGCAGCUGUUCACGCAUGCGGGGGCGCUCGUGAAGCUGGCAUUAUGGAUCGGGGAAGCGAUCGGGGAGAUGGAGGGCGUGAGAGGCAGGAGGAGAGGCGGAGAGCUCGUGCUCGCCGGCCUGGACGAAGCGAGAGGAUGUUAUGUCGUUGUGGGGCUGGGAGGUGGAGGGGGCAUGGUGAAUAAUGAGCGCGAGAAAAGGCGCGCAGAGCGGAAGAAGGAGAAGGAGAAGAGGAAGGAGGAGAAGCGGAAGCAACGAGAGGAGCGGAGGAGACUGCAGAGGGAGCGGCAGGCGGCUAAUGGGGAGCUUGAUGAUGAGGAUGAGGAGGAGGAUGAGACGGAGGAGGAGAGUAGUGAUAGCGACGAGAGUGAGGACGAGGCGGAAGAGAAGAAGGAGAGAGGGUAUGGGAGGAACAAGUUUGGUCUUGCGUUUCACGAGGUCAUUGAGGAGACGGGUGCAAAGGUCAAGGUUGAUAGCUUUGAGCACUGUGUCGUUGAGGUUGGCAAGGAGGACCUCACAAGCUUUCUAGAGGCCUUGAGCCUGAAGGCUGUUGUAGGGUAG
Messenger RNA from Coniosporium apollinis CBS 100218, 2583 nucleotides. RefSeq lists its product as uncharacterized. Gene Ontology annotation, molecular function: chromatin binding; DNA replication origin binding; single-stranded DNA binding. Gene Ontology annotation, biological process: mitotic DNA replication preinitiation complex assembly; double-strand break repair via break-induced replication; DNA replication initiation. The coding region runs from base 1 to 2583 and encodes 860 amino acids. The transcript has 2 exons. Gene Ontology annotation, cellular component: DNA replication preinitiation complex. NCBI's taxonomy places the organism in Eukaryota, Fungi, Ascomycota, Dothideomycetes. The record is from RefSeq and is a predicted model, not a curated record.